AUGGGAAUAAUCUUUGGUAGUGAAUCUCAAUUUCAAGUUGUUGGUGACAAACACGAUGCAGGAGAUGCAUUGAUGGAGAAGAACAUGGAUAGAAAUUGGAGAGAUCAUCGGCUCUUGAGGAGGAACGACAUGGAUAAAAAUUGGAGAGAUCACCGUCUCUUGAUAUUAUCUUCAUCAGAGAGAGAAAGAAGAAGAGAGCAAUCCCUAUUUUGGAGGAAAAAUGGUUAUAGACGUCUCAAGUUAUGCGAUGUUAUCAUCACUGCGAAGACGCUUCAACAAUUACUUACCAAUUGCCCAAUACUUGAGGAAUUUAUACCGGCUGGAUGUCUAAAAGUCCCUUUUCCACGAGACAAGUAUACAAUUCUUGAGCUAUCCACGUGUCUACCUUCAGUUCAGGUUCUGAAAAUCUCCAAGUCUUGUAUCAAGUUUGGUAAAGGCAGUAUGCAGAAACUCCCUACUUUACUAGUCCACUUGAGGAUACUUUUUCUUGAUGUGUGUUUUCCGAGACAAGAUGAGCUUUCGUAUGCUCUCAGUGUGAUCAGCAGCUCACCAAAUUUGAAGAAGAUAGAAAUGGAGUCGUGUUUGAAGUAUUUUCUGCUGGGUGAAAGAGAAACUUGCAAGGACUUGCUUGAUCUUCAAGACUAUUAUUUGGGAAUGAAGUUGGAUCAUCUUGAAGAACUUGAGAUAACAAGUUUCCAUAACUAUGCUCAAGAGAUGGAGUUUGUGAAACUCAUCAUGGCUAAGUCACCUCUGCUUAAGAAAGCACCAGUAGAACUCAAUUCAUCUGUUUCUGUUGAUGAAGAAGUUAAGAUGCUUCGAGAUUUGCUACGAUUAACAUUUCCACGUGCAUCGCCAGCAGUGGAUAUCAUUAUUCAGCGCUAAAUUUAGAUUACUUAUUUAAAUUUAAGGAUUGAUUGUUUAAAUGUUUUUUUGGGUUGAUUACAAGUAUUGCGACAACUGUUGCUUUCUACCCUCUGUAUUCUUGAUUAAU
Lactuca virosa is the source of this 991-nucleotide messenger RNA. NCBI's taxonomy places the organism in Eukaryota, Viridiplantae, Streptophyta, Magnoliopsida, Asterales, Asteraceae. The record is from the annotation of a GenBank genome assembly.